AUGGAUGGCCAGGCUCCUUUACAUAUCCAGAGGUACUUCCCGGCUUCUGCCUCGUUUCGGUCCGCCCAACGAGCUCUAUCAAGCCCAGUUACCGAAACUAUCGCCUUGCCCGUCUUCAAGAAAAUGUGCUACGUUAUCAUGAGAUUUUACAAAUGCUGGACGAACAAGGCCACGACAGUACACCGGUACUCAUAUUUGAAUCGCUGCGCAAACCCCAGAUAUGCCGCAUGCGUCGCUCCAGGGGCUCUCGGCAUUUUGAAAGAGACGUACGAUGUUCCCUGCCCUUCAUGUACCUACGGAUUCUUCCAGACGCGAACACAACCGAAAAAGACUGAAUGGAGUUCCGGUUCCGCCGAGGAUAGCCCAAUGUCACGAGCCGCCGCCCGAGAAUAUGCCAAAUCGCUGAUCGAAUUCCUCAUCAUGGCCUUCACUUCGGUGGACGGGAUCCCGGCACCGGGCCAAGAUCAACGAGCUUUCCGCGUGUGCAAGAUGGAGACGGCCUGCCGCUUCGACAAGGACCAUUUCGAAAACGGGCCCAACUGCGAGGCGGCCCAUUGCGAAGAGCAAAAAGACCUUUUUGACGAGAUCAAAACCAACACCUGGACAGAGAUGCACAACAUCAGCGCAGCCAUGCGCCGAGCCGUCUCCCGUGGGUACCUAUUCCCUUACAGAGGCUACUGGCCUUGCCGAGGGCCGUUGUACGAUCCGCAUCUAAUGGCACAUGGUGUUGAAUACGUGGUGCCCGUCACCGACAUGAACACCGAGAGGCCUCAGAACGAAGGUCCCUCCGACGCAUCACAAGAGUCCUACGAAAGCUGCGUUCGGCGUCACCUUGCCCAGCCAGCCAUUCCAUCCAUGACCAUAGCUCCGAGAAAUCCAAACUACCCCCAACCCAAACCAACCCCGGUUAUUCCUUUCUUGCGAUCAGACUGGGAUGACCAAGCGGGAUUCGAAUCGAUUUGGAGAAACGUUUUCCGCAAUCAAAUCGUGGCCUUGCAGGGAGAGGCCAUAUGGAAAGAAAUAUUCCUUCAAUGUGCCCAAUUGCAGGAGCCCAACAAGACCUUUAACCGUCAUGAUGCGGACGAAGCUCUUAGCCUCCGUAAAGAUCUUUGCCAACUGGCGGCAAGGUUGAUAUCCAUAGACUCGGGUCUGUCUCCUGCGCGGGCCAUAGCUGUUGCGGCAGUCUUGACGCCCCUCUUGGACCCGAACCCCUCCCCCAUUGCAACAAUCGACGUCGAGAUUACUGGCCUGUUGCAGAAACUUUUUCAAGCCAGAAAAGCUUCAGAACAAGAACGGUACAGAUUUGCGGGCGACAUGAUCGCCUUUGAAGACUCCUGGAGGUACACCAAAUACCACCUCAAGCGCAACCGGGAAAUCACACUGAAUGACGAGCAUACCCGAGAAGUCGCCAUUGAGAACGCGAGCAUUCCGCUGACCGAGCCUGAGAUCGAGAGGCUCCGCGCGGCCGGCUCGUACGAUGUCGACUGCGUGGUCUGUGACGAAGAAAUGGGCGAUCCGCAGGACUCGCACGCCGCCGUGCGCCUCAAAUGCGACGCCCACCACUCUAUAGGCAAGAACUGCUGGAUGCGGUUCAAUCGUCGCAAGAAAGGUCAAUAUACGGAUGGAAUACGGUGUCACUCAUGCGCGGACAAGAUUAUAGGGACUUGGGGCGUGCCGAUCAACCUGGAGUUGUUGGAUGCAUACGAUAUAGGGACCUCUACUCCGUUGGGUCUGACGCUACCAGGAGAUCUCCUUGAGUGA
Molecule: messenger RNA, 1761 nt
Organism: Colletotrichum higginsianum IMI 349063
Lineage: Eukaryota; Fungi; Ascomycota; Sordariomycetes; Glomerellales; Glomerellaceae
Exons: 1
Coding region: 1-1761 (586 amino acids)
Source: RefSeq, a predicted model, not a curated record